AUGCCAAAACCAAAAACGACAAAGGGAAAUCCAAUCCAAGUCGCCAUCCGAGACUGGAUUGACUCAACUACAUUCGAAAAUACAGAGACGAGCCAAACAUGGCAAGAUGAACUUCUAAACAGUGCGCCAAAGCGCUUCACAAUCUAUGAACCAAUGGCGCUUCUACCCACGGGCAGCUUCACAAACAUACCCUGGACAACCACGUUGCAAGGUGUCGGCCAAGACGCCCGUGAGCAGCUAUGGUCUAGGAUUCUACAAGAGCUUUCAAGACAGGCCAAGGAACCGUUGACUCACCUCGCGGUAAACGAGGGUAUCCCUCUGCACAAGGCUGAGGGUGAGGCAGAAGAGAAUGUGCUCAGAAGUCCCAGUGGGCUUCGCACCUUUUACGGGGACUUUGGACCAACAAGUACAUCGACAGAGGGGCCGUCUCAACAGGAUUUCGACAGGACGCUUUGGGUAUCGACGAAGCAAAAUGGCAUCUUCCAGACUUGGGCACCCAGAUGGACCAUGUUCAGCCGAGGAAACGUCAAGGAAAAGGCGAGGCUUCUGGAUAUGGGAGACACUGUGAAGGACAGAAUUCGGGAUGAGAAGUGGGCAGUCGACCUCUACGCAGGAAUUGGCUACUUUGUCUUCUCCUACGCCCGCCUCGGAAUGAGAGUCCUAUGCUGGGAGAUCAACCCUUGGAGCGUGGAAGGUCUACGACGGGGCGCCAGAGCAAACGGGUGGAGCGUACGCAUCGUCCAGGGUGACGACCUGACGCUUCCGGAAGAAGAGAUCCUUAGCGGUGGGGAGCAGAUCGUCGUGUUCCUGGAGAGUAACGAGGAAGCUCUGCGGAGGAUCCAAUCUCUACAGGCUCGAGGCAUAGCCCAGGAUAUCCGACACAUCAACUGCGGCUUCCUGCCCACGAGUGAGCCGACCUGGAGGCAUACAUGGGACAUGUCGGCCACGUCCAGUGAGACACGGCUGCAUCUCCACGAGAACGUGGGCGCCAACGACACUGAGACAAGACGGAGUGAGAUACAGCGCAUCUUUGAUGGCCGGGGCAAGGGCACGGGGCGGGCGGCAGAGGUUGAGCACGUCGAGUUGGUCAAGACGUUUGCGCCAGGCGUCUGGCACUGCGUCUUUGAUGUCCGUGUUUACAAUAUCUAG
This is a messenger RNA of Fusarium keratoplasticum, 1149 nucleotides long. RefSeq lists its product as uncharacterized. NCBI's taxonomy places the organism in Eukaryota, Fungi, Ascomycota, Sordariomycetes, Hypocreales, Nectriaceae. The transcript has a single exon. Gene Ontology annotation, molecular function: S-adenosylmethionine-dependent methyltransferase activity; tRNA methyltransferase activity. Gene Ontology annotation, biological process: wybutosine biosynthetic process; tRNA methylation. The record is from RefSeq and is a predicted model, not a curated record. Gene Ontology annotation, cellular component: cytoplasm. Bases 1 to 1149 code for a protein of 382 amino acids.